AUGGCAGGCAGCGGUGCACGCAAGCCGCGCACUGUUGGCUACGUAAAUCAGGUCAUUGGACCAGUGGUGGAUGUGCGGUUUGAGGGCGAGCUGCCGGCCAUCAUGUCUGCGCUGGAGGUGCAGGACCACAACAUCCGCCUCGUGCUGGAGGUGGCGCAGCACCUGGGGGAUAACAACAUCCGCUGCAUCGCCAUGGACAUGACGGACGGCCUCGUGCGAGGGCAGCGCGUUGUCGACACCGGGGCGCCCAUCAAGGUGCCGGUGGGCCGCGGCACCCUCGGCCGUAUCAUCAACGUAAUUGGGGAGCCUGUGGACGAGUGCGGCCCAGUUGAGUCGAGUGACCUUUGGUCCAUCCACCGCGAGGCGCCCGAGUUUGUGGAGCAGAGCACUGACCAGGAGAUCCUGGUGACGGGCAUCAAGGUGGUGGACCUGCUGGCCCCCUACCAGAGGGGCGGCAAGAUCGGCCUGUUUGGCGGCGCAGGCGUGGGCAAGACCGUGCUCAUCAUGGAGCUCAUCAACAACGUCGCCAAGGCGCACGGUGGUUUCUCCGUGUUUGCGGGUGUGGGUGAGCGCACGCGUGAGGGCAACGACCUCUACCGCGAGAUGAUCGAGUCCGGUGUGAUCAAGCUGGGCGAGGAGCGCGGCCAGUCCAAGUGCACGCUGGUGUACGGCCAGAUGAACGAGCCCCCGGGGGCGCGUGCGCGUGUGGCCCUGACGGGCCUGACCGUGGCGGAGUACUUCCGUGACGUGGAGGGCCAGGACGUGCUGCUGUUUGUGGACAACAUCUUCCGCUUCACGCAGGCCAACAGCGAGGUGUCGGCGCUGCUGGGCCGCAUCCCCUCCGCCGUGGGCUACCAGCCCACGCUGGCCACUGACCUGGGUGGCCUGCAGGAGCGCAUCACCACCACCACCAAGGGCUCCAUCACCAGUGUGCAGGCCGUCUACGUGCCCGCGGACGACCUCACGGACCCCGCCCCCGCCACCACCUUUGCCCAUCUCGACGCCACGACGGUGCUGAGCCGCUCCAUCGCCGAGCUGGGCAUCUACCCUGCUGUGGACCCCCUCGACUCCACCAGCCGCAUGCUCGACCCCCGCAUCAUCGGUGACGUGCACUACAACAUUGCGCGUGGUGUGCAGAAGGUGCUGCAGGACUACAAGAACCUGCAGGACAUCAUCGCCAUCCUGGGCAUGGACGAGCUCAGCGAGGAGGACAAGCUCACGGUGGCUGAGGUGUUCACGGGCUCCCCCGGCAAGUACGUGUCUCUGGAGGACACCAUCAGCGGGUUCACGGGCAUCCUGGACGGCAAGUAUGACGACCUGCCUGAGAUGGCCUUCUACAUGGUGGGCGACAUCAAGGAGGUGGCGGAGAAGGCGGAGCGCAUGGCCAAGGAGAUGGCCGAGCGCAAGGCGCGCGACGAGGGCAAGGGCGAGGCCGCUGCGGGCGCGGGCCUCAAGGACGUGCCGGCGCUGGCGACCCUGGCGGCCGAGGUGGCUGAGGUGUUCACGGGCUCCCCCGGCAAGUACGUGUCCCUGGAGGACACCAUCAGCGGGUUCACGGGCAUCCUGGACGGCAAGUACGACGACCUGCCUGAGAUGGCCUUCUACAUGGUGGGCGACAUCAAGGAGGUGGCGGAGAAGGCGGAGCGCAUGGCCAAGGAGAUGGCCGAGCGCAAGGCGCGCGAUGAGGGCAAGGGCGAGGCAGCUGCGGGCGCGGGCCUCAAGGACGUGCCGGCGCUGGCGACCCUGGCGGCCGAGGUCAAGGUGGAGGUGUACGAUGACGUGGACGAGCUCAUCGACGAGGAGUUCAAGUCGGAGGCCGUCACGGGCGCUGGCGAGCAGGCCGUGCUGAACGAGCAGGGCAAGCCCAUGCCGCUGCCCCCCAAGGCCCACUGA
Monoraphidium neglectum is the source of this 1893-nucleotide messenger RNA. RefSeq names its product F-type H+-transporting ATPase subunit beta. Gene Ontology annotation, molecular function: ATP hydrolysis activity; ATP binding; proton-transporting ATP synthase activity, rotational mechanism. Lineage: Eukaryota; Viridiplantae; Chlorophyta; Chlorophyceae; Sphaeropleales; Selenastraceae. Gene Ontology annotation, biological process: proton motive force-driven mitochondrial ATP synthesis; proton transmembrane transport. The transcript is spliced from 10 exons. Bases 1 to 1893 code for a protein of 630 amino acids. The record is from RefSeq and is a predicted model, not a curated record.